Molecule: messenger RNA, 2182 nt
Organism: Leucoraja erinaceus (little skate)
Lineage: Eukaryota; Metazoa; Chordata; Chondrichthyes; Rajiformes; Rajidae
Product: galectin-related protein-like
Exons: 5
Coding region: 93-602 (169 amino acids)
Molecular function (GO): carbohydrate binding
Source: RefSeq, a predicted model, not a curated record
UGGCCGGCCGGACAGGCAGGCGGGGCAGACCGGUGCACCGUGGAUCGGACCCGCCUUCUCCUGCAAUCCCAGCCCACAGUCUCCGCGCAAAGAUGGCGGGAUCGGCAGCGAAGAGGGACCGCACGAUAGUGGACGGAGAUCACCUGAACAACUCAUUGACUUCUCCCGACUCUGAAGAUGCACCACGAUUGACAGUUCCCUUUUGUGGUUCGGUGAAAGGAGGCAUGAGACCGGGAAAGAAGAUCAUAGUGAUGGGUAUGGUGGAUCCAAACCCAGCCAGCUUUGAAAUCAGUCUGUGCUGUGGAGACGGCGAUGUGUCACCGGCUGACGUGGCCAUCGAGCUGCAGGCAAGGUUCACUGACCAGCAGUUUGUCCGAAACGCUUUUGUAUCUGGGCAGUGGGGAGAAGAAGAAUCAUCCACUCCCUACUUUCCUUUCAUCCCAGACCAGCCGUUCAGGCUUGAGAUACACUGCGAAUACCAGAGGUUCCGAAUUUUGGUGGACAAACAUCAGCUUUUCGAUUUUCAUCAUCGUGUGCAAAACUUUUCAGCAAUUAAUGAAAUAAAAAUUAUUGGCGAUUUGCAACUGACCAAACUUGGUUAAAGGUUACCGGGAUAGUCAGGAGGGAACAUGAACUUUCUGCUCUUAGGUCCAAGACUUGUCAUCGUGCAUGGGAGGCAGAGCCAGUAGGUCGAAGCUGUCUCAGUGUCGGUCGCCGUUGUCUGUUGUUGUGAAAAGGAGAAUCAAAUUGUUGUUUGCCACUGGCAUUUAAUUGGUGCAAGGAUUUUAGGGAGCAAUUGGGGAAACGUCGGCAGCAGGAAAUAAAAUCCAGUUAAUAACAGUUCAGAAUUGCACGGAGGAUACAUUCUAGUUCCGACUUCACAUGUCUAGGACAUUACUUCAAAUACACGGGAGGGGGAGGGAGGGGGGAGCAGGGCAGCGAACACGGUAUUUUGGUGUUCUUUACACCUUGCACUUCGUUGUAUGUUUCCGCACUGAAAUGACAGCACAAAUAAUUAACAAAUAUAUAUUUUAAAAAAGAACAGUCAGGGUAUUGUUUAGAUUGUAAAUUAAAUGCUUUGUGAGUUGUAACAUGGAUGGUGUAUUUUGUGCUCGGUAAUACCAUGUAUUUAUAACUAUUUUGCCUUUUAGUCGUAAUAAACUAUUAACCAUAGGGGAUAUUAACCAAUGAAUGUACCAGAUGUGUAGAAUGUUUCUGCAAAUGAGAAGUAUAUUUCUAGAAACUCCAAGGUUAUUAAUAAUUUUAUAGAUUACAAGCAAUAAAUGAAAGUAAUGAACAAAAAAAAACUUACAAAUACUUAUUGCUAUUCAUAGAAUUCUUAUCUUUCUAGAAAUAUAUUUUAAUUGAUGCUUCAAUAUGCUUUGGAUUUAUUCUGUUAAAUUAAACUAAUCAGAAUUGUACUGUAACAAAAGUAAUAUUUCAUUUAAGUAAAAUUGUCUGUAAUUAAGAGAAUGUAAGAGAACACUGAAAAGAAGACAAGAGUAUUGUGUAUUUUACAUGUUUUCAUUGAUACCACCGAGGGGUUGGCUAAACUGAGUUUCUUAUCAGCUGCUAUUAUUUAGUAAUAAUUUAGGAACUUGUAGAUCUAAUAGGAGAGAUCAGUGGGAAUAUUUUAAAUCAGGAUACUGAUUACAGUAAUUGUGGAACAAGAUGGCACAUUAAUAUCAUCAAAGUUGCUUUACAGAUUUAUAUGUUCAGUCUUUAGAAAAAGUAUUUUGGCAUUUUUUUCAUAUUGUCCUGCUUUUUGAAAAAUUACAUCUUUCCCAAAUUCUACUGUAUAAUUGUACGUUUGUAUAUUUGGUUAGUGUGCAUCAGCACAUGUUGAAUUCAGGAAGACACUGAUGAAAUGUAUUGUUAGAAAUAUCAAAUAUUAUGAAAACUGGCCGAAAAUCAUCUCAUCCCGAUCAUUUGACCACAUUUACAUGACAACGGAGUAUAAGAUCAUUGUGGCAUUGUCCAGUGCCUCGUUGAUUUGUUCUACUUCUCUACACUACAAAGUUAGUUGGGUGCUUUAAAAGUUAUUUCAGUUGUAGGAGACAUGGCUCACUAUAAUCUAUCAGAGAUGUCUAUUGAAAUGUAAUACUGUUAUGAAUAUUUUGUCCUUAAUUUUGUUAAGAUCCAUUGAUUGCAUAAUUACAAAUAAAUCUUUGUAAUUUCCUCA